Molecule: messenger RNA, 2151 nt
Organism: Thalassophryne amazonica
Lineage: Eukaryota; Metazoa; Chordata; Actinopteri; Batrachoidiformes; Batrachoididae
Gene: ntmt1
Product: N-terminal Xaa-Pro-Lys N-methyltransferase 1
Exons: 3
Coding region: 944-1612 (222 amino acids)
Biological process (GO): N-terminal protein amino acid methylation
Cellular component (GO): cytoplasm
Molecular function (GO): N-terminal protein N-methyltransferase activity
Source: RefSeq, a predicted model, not a curated record
UCAUAAAAGAUAACUUUUCAGUUAGCUGAUUAGCUGUUAUCGAAGCUGCCUUUUUGGUUAGCUGUGCCCACCACUGCUUGUGGGCUAGUUAAAGUUUCUGAUUCACUGACAGUGCAAGUCUUUGGAAUUGGGAGGAGGGAACCCACAAAAACACGAGAGCAACAUGAAAACUUCACACAGAAAAGACCAGGUGGGCAGCGAACCUGGGACCUUCAUAUUGUGAAGCAACAGUACCAACCGCUGUGCCAUGAAGACAUCAGGAUAUUAUUAUUUUCCUUUACACUCAUGUUUAAAUGGUUUCAGAUCACAAUAUCAUUGUGGAAAGGUUCAUUGAAAUCUUUAGACGGUUUUUGGAGGUCAAUGGCCAUAAGGUUUCUCUCAUUCAAGCCGUUUUUAUUUAUUUAUUUUUAACACAUUCUGUUUGUCAACAUGUGUAAAUGGAGUUGUCUCUCAUGCACAGACGUUAUCCACAUGAAUGGCACUUCAUUGACUUUUUUUUAAUACUUGUGUGUUUUCAAUAUUUACAGGAACUUCUUUUUACUUCAGCUUGUGGUCGCCUCCCCGUCUGGUACCUGAUCUCAUGCUCCUAUCAGGACAGGAAGUGUGCAUCUCAAACACGCCUUCAGUAUUUAGCUGCUAAGGCUAACCUGUAAACACCUUGCCCCAACAGCAGGUGGCACACGGUGUCAUACUGCCCUCUUGUGACUGAAAUAAUGAUAAAAGAUUUUAUUGGCAUUUUAUUGAAUGUGGCUUGCACUGUGACAUUACUUCCAGUGGGUGGCACUGCUUGUUUAGUGUCAUUAUGAUUGUUCUGGUUCUGACACUGAUGCACUGAUUCCUACUUUCAGGUUUAAAGGGUCUUAAAGCUUGUCCCUUUGUUGGCUGUGUUUUUGAUCGGUGCGGGCCGCACUGUGCUGACUGACACGUGUUGGACUAUGACAGGAUGGGUGACAUAGCGGACGAUGAGGCGAGCUUCUACUCCAAUGCAGAGGACUAUUGGAGAGAGGUUCCGCCCACGGUGGAUGGCAUGCUGGGAGGCUACGGCAGCAUUUCCAACAUCGAUAUCAAUGGAUCCAAGGCUUUCCUCAAGAAGUUCCUGGGUGAUGGCGAGGGGAAGACGGGAACAGGCUGCGCCCUGGACUGUGGGGCUGGCAUUGGGAGGAUCACCAAGCGCCUGCUGCUCCCUCUGUUCAGGAUUGUGGACCUGGUGGACGUCACACAGGAGUUCCUGGACAAAGCCGCGGUGUAUCUGGGUGAAGACAGCAAGCGAGUGGGGAAUUUCUUCUGUAGUGGUCUGCAGGAGUUUGUACCUGACUGUGGGCGCUACAAUGUCAUCUGGAUCCAGUGGGUCAUUGGCCACCUGACAGACACUCACCUGGUCGAGUUUCUGCAACGCUGCCAAAAGGCCCUGAAGCCCAACGGCCUCAUCGUCAUCAAGGACAACGUGUCCUACGAGGGUGUGGUCCCCGACGAGGUGGACAGCAGCGUGUGCCGUGACCUGGAGAUCGUUCGCAGCCUGGUGAGCAGGGCAGGACUGCGCAUCAUCCACGAGGAGCAGCAGAUGAACUUCCCAAAGGAGAUCUACCAGGUGCACACGCUGGCCCUCAGGUAGAGACCUGCAGGAGCAGGAUGUGCUUCCUCAACAACAACAACAACAAAACGGUCAUCAUCACUGCACUGAGGUUUUCUGACCCUCGCCUGCUGUAGGGUGUGUUUAUAGAGUGAUGGGAGGAGCCAGUGCGGCUCGUUGGACCAGUUUAUUCCAGAAAACUAAACGAGCAGCAGCGUCCUCCUGGAAGUGUGCCAGGAGCUGCUUCUGUCCCACAACAGACCCUGGAGGAGAAACGGUCAAGUCAGACCUACACUGAGCACAUUGUCAUGACAACAGGAGCUCCACGGUUUCCUGUCGUGCUCCAGGAAACCAAAGCUGAGUUCUGCUGUGAAAGUUCUUCACAAUAAAACCAUUUUAAUGUGACACAUGUCAUUAUGUCAAAAAUAAAAGCGAGGUGGUCAGGUGGGGACUCGUUAUACGUCCUUGUCGCAUGAGGAUGGAUGUUCUUCAGGUUCAUUUGAUUGGGUCUGGGAAGAUGUGCCGGGUGCUUUAGACCACAGUACACAACCACCGUGGGUCCUGGAUGGUAACCACCCAGA